UUUGUAACCAAGCUAGGGAUUUCUGUAUUUAUGUAGUUGGUGCUCUGCAGUGCUCGGAAGUUGGUGUUCAUGUACGGUAGUGCGUGUGGCGUUAUAGCACGAGAGCAUCGUCCAUUUAUACGUUUUUCUUUGUACGUGCGUUUCUCUCCAAAUCAAGAUGAAGAUUGGUCUUUGCGCCUAUAGCGGAUAUAAAAUAUAUCCGGGUCAUGGCAAGACUAUGGUCAAAGUUGAUGGAAAGACUUUCACUUUCCUUAAUUCAAAAUGCGAAUCAGCACAUUUGAUGAAACGCAACCCCAGAAAAGUGACUUGGACCGUUCUCUAUAGACGAAAGCACAAAAAGGGUCAGGAAGAAGAACAGACUAAGAAGAGGACAAGGCGCACUCAAAAGUUCCAACGUGCUAUUGUAGGUGCGUCUCUCACGGACAUUUUGGCGAAACGUAAUAUGAAGCCUGAAAUCCGUAAAGCUCAAAGAGAUCAGGCGAUUAAAGCUGCAAAAGAACAGAAAAAGGCAGCAAAAGCCACCAAAAAAGCUGUUUCUCCACCAAAAACGAAACAGCUGCCAAAACAAAAGGCAGCCAAGGUGACGCAGAAAUCUGCACCUCGUGUUGGUGGCAAACGAUAAAUUAUACAACUUCAUCAAAGCGGUGUCUCGCCACGCUCGUCGUUCCUGUAGCUGGUCAAGUGGACACAUUUCGUUCAAUUCGUUGCUGAUUUUCUCCGCCAUUUCACCGACGAACUUUGGAACCGGCCCGAAAGUCAUGCUCACGUCGUAAAUCGAUUUGUUAUACGUCUCACAAUAUUUCUUCAUCCCUAUAAAACGAUACAAUAUAGCUUGAAUCGCA
Harpegnathos saltator (Jerdon's jumping ant) is the source of this 842-nucleotide messenger RNA. RefSeq names its product ribosomal protein L24 (gene RpL24). The record is from RefSeq and is a predicted model, not a curated record. Bases 158 to 622 code for a protein of 154 amino acids. Gene Ontology annotation, molecular function: structural constituent of ribosome; mRNA binding. NCBI's taxonomy places the organism in Eukaryota, Metazoa, Arthropoda, Insecta, Hymenoptera, Formicidae. Gene Ontology annotation, cellular component: cytosolic large ribosomal subunit. Gene Ontology annotation, biological process: cytoplasmic translation. The transcript has 6 exons.